Molecule: messenger RNA, 2503 nt
Organism: Alosa sapidissima (American shad)
Lineage: Eukaryota; Metazoa; Chordata; Actinopteri; Clupeiformes; Clupeidae
Gene: lrch1
Product: leucine-rich repeats and calponin homology (CH) domain containing 1
Exons: 22
Coding region: 138-2447 (769 amino acids)
Molecular function (GO): protein binding
Source: RefSeq, a predicted model, not a curated record
CAUUAUUCCCACACAGCAUAGCAGAACUGGGGAUGAGGAAACUCGCGCACAGGCACAGUUCGGGCCGUCCUCGUACCACACUCGGGAAACGGACAUCGGUGUAGUCAGUUAUUCUGAAGAUCUCAGUUGAAGCGAAAAUGACGACGCUGGCACCGGAGCCGCGUCCCCACACGCAGCUCGCUUCUGCCGCGGCAGGCGCGACCCUCGGCGGGGUAGGCUCCGGGACGAGCGUGUCUCUGAACCGUGGCUUGGAGCGCGCGCUGGAGGAGGCAGCCAGCUCCGGCCGUCUCAACCUCAGCAGCAGAAAGCUGAAGGAGUUUCCGAAGAGUGCGGCCAACUACGACCUCACGGACACCGUAGAUGCAGAUUUGUCGAAGAAUCGUUUGACGGAUGUCCCGUCUGAAGUGUGUCAUCUGGUCGCCUUGGAGACGCUGAAUCUCUAUCACAACUGUAUCAAGAGUGUCCCUGACUCCCUGAUCACACUACACACACUCACCAACCUCAACCUCAGUCGUAACCAGCUGUGUGUGUUGCCAGCGUGUGUGUGCGGACUCCCUCUGCGCGUUCUCAACGUCUCCAACAACAAGCUCAACACACUCCCCGACUGCAUCAGCCAGCUACACACACUCAUGGAGCUGGAUGUGAGUUGUAAUGAGAUCACGGCUCUUCCACGGCAUAUCGGGCGUCUUCGAGCACUCAGAGAGUUAAACGUCAGAAGAAACCUGCUCUGCGUCUUACCAGAUGACUUGGCUUAUCUCCCGCUGGUCAAGUUUGAUUUCUCCUGUAAUAAGGUGUCCACCAUCCCCACCUGUUUCCGCAAGAUGCUCAAACUGCAGAUUAUGCAGCUGGACCACAACCCACUACAGAGUCCACCAGCUCAGGUGUGUAUGCGGGGGAUGGUGCACAUCUUUAAGUACCUGGCGUUGGAGGCGUGUCGAGGGGAGAAGCUGGAUGUCCUCUACCUGCCCGUCAACGACAAGCUCCGCCUCUCACGGCCUGGGGCUGGCAGUGUUGAGGAUAUGGGGCGGAAGCACGAUAGUGAUUCUGGACUCGGCAGCGACAACGGAGACAAGCGCCUUUCAGCUACAGAGCCCUCAGAUGAGGACAGUCUGUCGGUGCAGAUGAGCCACAUUAGAGAGGAGGAGGGGCUUAACAGAGACGACUCCACUGACCAAAUUAGCAGCCUGACAGCAGACCCAGCGUGUGUGUUGGACAGGAGUCCAUCAGAUUCUCUACAGCUCAGCUAUCAGGAGUCAGAGCUCAACUCUCCAUUCAUCAACUACAUUAAGAGUCGAGCAGGUGAUUUUGACGAGCCCCUGAGGAUAGAAGAGGACAUUAAUUGGGCCACAGAGACAACGGCAGAGGUACAGUUGAUCCAGCAGCUGAAAGAGGCUGUGGAACUCCUGCAGCACCCUAGCAGGGUGAACAUGACCUCAGGAGUGCGGGUGUAUCCAGCAGAGCUUGUGUCAGUGGAAGAAUCCCUAAAUGGACAAGAGAGUGAAAAUGGGACACUGACACCCAAGAAGCCCAGUGCUCUGUGGGAGUUUCAGAAGGUGCGGGUCCUCAUUCUGGAGCGGGCCAAGCAGGAGGCUCAGCUGGCCUGUGGACGGAGACACACACUCCUGACGCAGACUGGACAGAGGAGGCCGAGCGAGGAGUCUGGUGCUCACAGCUCAAGGACUGAAGGAAACACCCCAGCAACAUUUAGUUUGCCACCCUUUGGCCUAAAGCCUCGUUCAGCCCCUUCCUCUAUGUGCUGCUCCCCGCCCCCUCAGAACCUGUCCAUCUUACCGGCCACUCCCCCUAACGCAACUACAGGAGCAGAAAAGAAUGUGUUUCUCAGAUCUCAUAAGUCUGCAGAGGCUGUGGAUCCUCAGUUCACCAUGAGGAGAAAGAUGGAGCAGCUGAGAGAGGAGAUGGAGCAGAUGGAACAACUACGCCAGAACAUUGAGAGCAGACUGAAGGUGUCUCUCCCGGAGGACCUUGGCUCCGCCCUGAUGGAUGGAGUGGUGCUGUGCCAUCUGGCCAAUCACAUCAGGCCGCGCUCCAUCGCCAGCAUCCAUGUGCCCUCCCCCGCAGUGCCAAAGCUUAGUAUGGCAAAAUGCCGCAGAAAUGUGGAGAACUUUCUGGAUGCCUGUCGGAAGAUGGGCGUGCCAGAGUCGUCUCUGUGUUCGGCGUACGACGUCCUGCAGUGCCGGCUACGUCCAGUAGGGGCCGCCGUGUGCUCUGUGCUGGAGUGCGUCAGCACGGCCGAGAGAGAGGGGGAGGGAGGGAAGGAGAGGAGGGAGGAUGGAGAGAGAGAGAAGGGGAGAGAAGUGGAGAGAGAGAAGACCUCUCUGGCCCCUCCCCCUACAUGGCGGAUCUGGGAUCUGAUUGGCUCCAGCUUGCUCCACCUACUCUGUCUCCUGCUUCUGUUCCUGGCCUACAGCUGGAGUGAACUCACCUAGUACACACACACACAUCUAAUACACACACACACACACACCUAGUACACACACACAUC